GGCCCCACCCUUUCUCGAUGUCCGGGUUGUGGCGGCGCCAUGGAGACCGGAUGCUGGCCGCUCUGCGGCGAGUUCGAGGACUCGGUGUUCGAAGAGAGGCCAGAGCGGCGGCCAGGGCCACUGGCGUCCUACCGCGCCAAGCACUGCGAGCCGCAGUGGUUUCAUGAAGAAACAGUAGAUGGUGAUGAUGCUGAAGCUCUAACUAUCAAGAAAUUCAGAGGGGACCUGGCAUAUAGACAGGGAGAAUAUCAGAAAUCACUGCAGGAGUAUUCCAGUAUCUUUGAAAAAUUACCACCUACCAAUUUUGCCAUGAAAAGGGAUGUCCAGGAAGGCCAAGCACGGUGUCUUAUCCACCUGGGAAGACACAGAGAGGCGCUGGAGAUCGCUACCAGCCUGGAAAAUAAAGCUACCAACACAGACCACUUAACCACUGUGCUCUACCUCCAGUUUGCUAUUUGUUCAAGUUUGCAGAACUUAGAAAAAACAAUUCUCUGCCUGCAGAAGCUGAUUUCUUUGCAUCCUUUCAAUCCUUGGAACUGGGGCAGAUUGGCAGCAGCUUACCUGGAUCUGGGACUAGCUCUUUCCGCACCAUCACCAUCAUCUUACAAAGAGACAGGUUUUGUUUCAAGUGACAAGACUGCCAACUCCUCCUUUUCACACUCAGGAAAAGACUGCCUUUCAUGUUUCCCUGAAAUGUUGCCGGCAGACUCAGCAUUUUCUGUGGAAAUGAGUAGCAGUAGCAGCCAGGAGAAUGAGGAAGCUCUUAAAAACACUCCAAAUGGUGUGAGAGAAGACAGAGGAGCAGCCCUGCUAGAGACACAGAUGAAAGCCUGUGCCUCUUUUAUACGAACCAGACUUUUGCUUCAGUUUGCCCAAUUUCAGCAAACAUCAUUUGCUUUGGAGAAGAACUUACGGACUCAGCAAGAAAUUGAAGAUAAAAUGAAAGAGUUCAGCUUCAAAGAAGACACUUUGCUGUUGAUAGCUGAGGUUAUGGGAGAAGAUAUCAUCCCAGAAAAAAUAAAAGACGAGGUUCACACAGAGGUGAAGUGUGUUGGCUCUGCAGUCCUGACUGCCAUGGUGAUUGCAUCUUCAGAAGAAUUUGAAGACAAGUGGUUCAGGAAGAUCAAAGACUGCUUUGGUUCCAUUGAAAAUCAGUUCCAUACAGAGAUAGAAAUCUUGGCUUAGUGAGUGGUCCCUUUGAAAGCAAAAUAUGGUGCACAAUAUGAACUGUUUUUUGAUUACUUCAGACAGCAUCCACUGCUAAUCAUGAAAUAUACUGAAUUAAAAAUGAUUAUGUGUAAGGGAAA
Messenger RNA from Erinaceus europaeus (western European hedgehog), 1307 nucleotides. RefSeq names its product chromosome 1 C8orf76 homolog (gene C1H8orf76). The coding region runs from base 40 to 1185 and encodes 381 amino acids. The transcript is spliced from 6 exons. Gene Ontology annotation, molecular function: protein binding. Lineage: Eukaryota; Metazoa; Chordata; Mammalia; Eulipotyphla; Erinaceidae. The record is from RefSeq and is a predicted model, not a curated record.